AAAGCACACCGGUUGAUAUGGGGUCAAUUGAGGUCACUGGAAUGGCCACUGGCGGGGGGCAUCGAGUCACCGUCUUUUCCUAUACUCCAUCGCUAUGUGCAUGAGCAUAAUCGUUCCUUUUCCUAGGUGCGAGUGACGCUUUCCACGCGAUGGGGUAAUCAGGUUACCGGACGAGGUUGCUUCUAGCGGCAAAUUAUUGUCCUAUGCACUGUUCUCAUAUCCCAUCGGUGUCGUAUUUUCUGUUUUUGAACGUUCCGGCGUCUAGUCGCCUACAUAAUAUGCAGAUCUCUAGGCUGGCUGGAAAUUAUGCAUUCUUUUUCAAAAAUGGAACUUGGAGACGUGGUAUAGUUGCCCCGGGACUAGGUGCCAAAGGACAAUACAUCCGCACCAACGUCAUUUGCGAGUCCGGAAGCCGUGAAGAUCGCCUCCAGUCAGGUUCACUGCUCCAAACAGUCGAAGCCGAAGAGAAUGAGCAUUAUUCUAUUCUUCUGCCCAAAGCGUUUUCUCCGAACUACAAGGUUAUCCCUUUUCCAUCGAACAAAGCAUCGGUUGGGAUAGUCCGUGCAAUUCAUGGACACUUAUCCUGUACAACAAGGUACUUCUCGGAAUACGAUGUGAGAGAUCGCUCUCAAACAUCGUUUCUCCAAAUCCACAAUCUCUUAUCACAGAAAAAUGCCCCAGAAGCCAUCCAUAAUUCCCCUCAAGAAUGCUUGUGGGUAGAACCAUCUGGGCGCUCGCCUCACUUUUGCAGCCCCUAAGCGCUGAUCGUUACCGCAUAUGAUAUAUAGCAUCCGACGAAGUUAACUUGAAUUGUAGUUCCCUGGAGACUGGAAUCUG
Messenger RNA from Eremomyces bilateralis CBS 781.70, 837 nucleotides. RefSeq lists its product as uncharacterized. The transcript has a single exon. The record is from RefSeq and is a predicted model, not a curated record. Bases 204 to 758 code for a protein of 184 amino acids. NCBI's taxonomy places the organism in Eukaryota, Fungi, Ascomycota, Dothideomycetes, Eremomycetales, Eremomycetaceae.